Messenger RNA from Chanos chanos (milkfish), 2044 nucleotides. It is a transcript of the gene antxr1a, whose product is annotated as ANTXR cell adhesion molecule 1a. NCBI's taxonomy places the organism in Eukaryota, Metazoa, Chordata, Actinopteri, Gonorynchiformes, Chanidae. The record is from RefSeq and is a predicted model, not a curated record. Gene Ontology annotation, molecular function: transmembrane signaling receptor activity. Gene Ontology annotation, cellular component: plasma membrane; cell surface. Bases 197 to 2044 code for a protein of 615 amino acids. The transcript has 18 exons.
CCACCAGGACCGAACUGAGGGAAUGAUCUUCCCUGAAGAGGAUGGCUUAGUGGACUGAGAAGACUUGACUAUAACAAAGGGAUAUCUGCAGCAUCUGGGAGAGCAGCUCUUCUCCAACAAACUUGAGACACCACCUCAUUUUUUAUGGUUUAAAUUUUUGUUUAGAAGAUACGUUUUACUACUUCUGACUGGGACCAUGUCGGUGUGCGUGUGGAAGGCAUUAGGCAUAGCUGUGUUUGCCUGUGGCGUGUGGGUGAUUGUGGAUGCUAAUACAGGACAGAAUCCCGAGAGAGGACCUGCUUCUCCCUCCUGCUACGGAGGUUUUGACCUCUACUUCGUUUUGGACAAAUCUGGAAGUGUUGAGCAUCAUUGGAAUGAAAUCUAUAGCUUCGUGGAACAUCUGGCACAAAAAUUUAUAAGUCCACAGUUACGUAUGUCCUUCAUCGUGUUUUCCACUGAGGGGCGGAUCCUGAUGCGUCUGACAGAGGAUCGGGAAAAGAUUCGAAAAGGCUUGGAGGAGCUCCAGAGGGUCCAGCCGGGUGGAGACACUUUCAUGCACGAGGGAAUUCAGAGGGCAAGUGAACAGAUUUACUAUGGGAACACAGAAGGAUAUCGGACCGCCAGCGUGAUCAUCGCCUUGACCGACGGAGAGCUGCAUGAAAAUCUGUUCUAUUAUGCUGAGAGAGAGGCUAAUCGCUCCCGAAGUCUGGGCGCCUCCGUCUACUGUGUGGGGGUAAAGGACUUCAAUGAGACACAGCUGGCUAAAAUAGCGGACAGCAAGGACCACGUGUUUCCAGUGAACGAUGGGUUUGAGGCAUUACAGACUGUUAUUGGCUCGAUCCUGAGGAAGUCCUGUAUAGAGAUCCUGGCAGCAGAACCUUCCAGUAUCUGUGCAGGAGAAGCCUUCCAGGUUGUGGUGAGAGGGAACGGCUUCCUCCAUGCCAGGAAUGUGGAAAAAGUCCUGUGUAGCUUCCGGAUCAAUGAAACCCUCACCAGGAUGGUGAAGCCGUUGGUUGUCGAGGACACAUACCUCCUCUGCCCUGCACCUGUCCUUCGAGAAGAGGGCACAGCUGCCUCCCUUUAUGUCAGCAUGAACGAAGGCCUGAGUUUCAUUUCCAGCUCGGUCACCAUCACCACAGUGGGCUGCUCUGACGGCACCAUCCUGGGUAUUGCCCUGUUGAUUCUGAUGCUGUUGCUGAUUCUGGCUCUGCUUUGGUGGUUCUGGCCGCUGUGCUGCACUGUGAUCAUCCACGAGCCUCCGCCGCCAGUGCAAGAGGACAGUUCGGAGGACGAGCUAGACGAUGGAGCUCCGAAGAAGAAGUGGCCCACCGUGGACGCCUCUUAUUACGGUGGCCGAGGAGUGGGCGGGAUUAAGAGGAUGGAAGUACGCUGGGGUGAGAAGGGGUCGACUGAAGAGGGAGCCAAGUUGGAAAAAGCGAAGAACGCCAGGGUGAAAAUGCCGGAACAGGAAUUUGAGGCACCGCCAGUUCGCAUCCUCAACAACGGCAUGCGCAAACCACCCAGUCCGCACAAGUGGUACUCCCCUAUAAAGGGAAAAUUGGACGCCCUUUGGGUCCUGCUGAGGAAGGGUUAUGACCGCGUGUCCGUCAUGAGACCUCAGCCAGGGGAGAAGGGUCGCUGCAUGAACUUCACUCGCAUUAAGUCAAAUCCUUCUCCGAGAUAUCCAGCCUACAACCGGAACUCCACUCCAAUCUACAACCCGCCACAAGACCCCAGCCCUCCACCGUCUCAGACCAAACUGCCCCCACCCCAGCGCAGCCCUCCAGCCUCUCCAUCUACCGCUCUCCCCCCUCUACCGCCUUCACCUCCUCCACCGCUCACUCCCUCUCCACCCAUAACUCCGCCCCCGUACACCCCUCCACCCAACCGGGCCCUGCCACCCACCUCUCUGUACCUCCCCACUCCUGAGGCUCCACCUUCUCCACCAGCUUCACCAACUGGAUCCCUGCCACCUCCCCCUCAAGCUCCACCUCCAGGAAGAGCCCCUCCCCCAGACCGUCCUCCGCCCCGCCCAUCCAUUUAA